AUGAAAUCAAACAAUCUACCAGUUGACCAGAAACAGAGAAAAUUAACUCAGUUAGCAUCAACACACAACCAAUAUCAACCAUUUUCUUCUUAUUAUCUUUGGUAUCUAAUAGACAGAUUUCAUUUUAUCAUUGAUGAUAUUCAAUCAAUUUUAACAUUUACUAAAAACACUUGCUUUAAUGAAUUUGCGAACGAAUUUAUGAACGAAAGACAAAAGGCUGAAUUAGAAGGAAAUAAAGGAAAAAGUUUAUUUUGCAAGAUUUCACUUAAUGGAUCAUAUGGUUACGAUGCAAUGAAUACACAAAAUUACACAAAGACUAAAAUAAUGAAUACACGGAAGGCACGCGUUGCAUGUAUGUCAAAUAAGUUUAAAAACAUAAGAGAAAUAGGUGAAGAUACAUAUCAAGUGAUGCUCAAAGAUAGAUUUUAUAGAUGUGAUACAUGUUUACAAGAGGCAUUCUUCACUUUAGAUAAUGCUAAAUACUGGUAUUUGGUUUUCAUUUAUAAUUUUAUGUAUAAAUGCAUGGAUGUUAAUCGUUUUCAUUUCAUUGAAGGUGAUACUGAUUCAUCUUAUUGGGCAAUCGCUGGCGAUCCAAAUCUUCCUAACACUCAAGCAUUUCAAGCAAUUGUUACCGAUAAACAAUUUUAUGAUAAAAACAUUUUCAAAUUCGCACCAUUUGAUUUCUUCUGUUUUGAUGAGAAAUUUAAACCUAAAUUAAAGAAUAAAGCUGAAGAAAAAGCACAUGAGAAGAAGUUAUUGGGUUUAGCAAUUGAGAAACAAGGUGAUAACAUGGUUGCUUUAUGUCCUAAGUGUUAUACAUCAUUCAACGGUUCAAUUGAUGG
Messenger RNA from Trichomonas vaginalis G3, 842 nucleotides. Its product is annotated as DNA/RNA polymerases family. Gene Ontology annotation, molecular function: DNA-directed DNA polymerase activity; nucleotide binding; DNA binding. The record is from RefSeq and is a predicted model, not a curated record. Gene Ontology annotation, biological process: DNA replication. Lineage: Eukaryota; Parabasalia; Trichomonadida; Trichomonadidae. The transcript has a single exon. The annotation marks the transcript as partial.